AUGGAUUGGUCCGACUCUCAAAAUUUUUGGACCGAACUCGACGGAGGAACGUAUGACUUCUCUCUGGAGGAAUACCUUCCGAUCCAUGUCAACUCGGACGACUUGUAUACAGGUCAACAGGAUAUCGAUCUCUAUGUCCCAGACAACGACUGCCCGAUGCAAGAACCUCCAAUCGAUGCCACGAACUGCUGCCACUCGUAUAUCUUUCCUGAUUUCACUCAAAACCAACCGGAUAUGGGAUCGUAUACCACUGGCCCGGCUUUCGAUUAUCUUACUGGUUACGACGAUACUCAGGCUUUGGCGCACACUACCCAUGCCGUAUCGCUGCAGCCGCCACAUGUUUCAUUUGCACCAGACGUCGAGCCUGGGCAAGAACAACUUCUCAGCCGCGCAAGGCCAGACAUUGGACACAGUCGGUCAUCAUCUGAGUCAUCCUUAGAUUCCAUGGCCCCAUCGAUCAGUACAAGAGCAACUACACCAGACGCUGAUUUGGACGAUCCAAAUGUUGCACAUACGCACCAUAUCAAGGGUUAUACCAGCUGUGCUGGCUCGCCGGAGGCUAGUCGCUCCCGCUUCUAUUGCUCGGACUGUAAGAUGGACUUUAAGAAGGCCAAGGCCUUUGACAGGCACGACAUGGAGAAACACCGCAAACCAGACAGCGGCCAAGAACCCGAAGGGUGGUUCGUCUGCCGUUGUGCCAGCAGCUUCUGCUACUACCGGAAGUUCAACUACCAGCGGCAUCUGGCGAACUGCAAGCAGAGGAACUGGAGACUCCCCGUUUUCAGAUGCCAGUGCGGCGACGCGCAGCAGAGACUUGAAGAACAUGAGAAGCACUACGUCGAGUGCCGCAGGGGCACGUUAGGCCGUCCGAAGCGUGCUUCGUUGCCAAUGACGCUUUGA
Molecule: messenger RNA, 900 nt
Organism: Neoarthrinium moseri
Lineage: Eukaryota; Fungi; Ascomycota; Sordariomycetes; Amphisphaeriales; Apiosporaceae
Exons: 1
Coding region: 1-900 (299 amino acids)
Source: RefSeq, a predicted model, not a curated record